Nymphalis io (European peacock) is the source of this 1675-nucleotide messenger RNA. Its product is annotated as myrosinase 1-like. NCBI's taxonomy places the organism in Eukaryota, Metazoa, Arthropoda, Insecta, Lepidoptera, Nymphalidae. The transcript has 9 exons. Gene Ontology annotation, biological process: carbohydrate metabolic process. Gene Ontology annotation, molecular function: beta-glucosidase activity. The record is from RefSeq and is a predicted model, not a curated record. The coding region runs from base 69 to 1562 and encodes 497 amino acids.
AAAUAACAAAUGCAAUGUCAACGGGCUAUCAAUCAGUCGUAGUGCGAACGUCCAGCCAGUGAGUUGAGAUGUAUAGCCGGAGAAUUAUAGUUGUUACGCUUCUCGUGGCCUUUGAGGCUGCCAGCGCACACUACGUCGCUCAAGAAAGAAUAUGCUUCCCCGAAAGUUUUCAGUUUGGUGUAGCAACAGCCUCUUACCAAAUCGAAGGAGCGUGGAAUGUAUCAGGUAAAGGUGAAAGUAUAUGGGACAGCUACACCCAUAAGUAUCCAGACCGAAUUUUUGAUCACAAAACUGGAGACGUCGCCGCCGAUUCCUAUCACUUGUUCAAGGAAGAUGUGAAACUGAUGGUCAAGCUGGGCGUUCAGUAUUAUCGCUUCUCGAUUUCAUGGCCGAGAAUCCUUCCUAAUGGCUUGAGCAACGAAAUAAAUAAAGAUGGUAUCAGAUACUAUAAUGAACUUAUGGAUGAGCUAAUUAAAUAUAAUAUUCAGCCAAUGGUGACCAUGUACCACUGGGACCUGCCAAAAUCUCUCCAAGAAUUGGGUGGCUGGACUAAUCCUAUCAUUGCUGAUUAUUUCGUGGAUUACGCUAGAGUUCUAUUCAAUAAUUUCGGGAACAAGGUGAGCGCUUGGUUGACAUUCAAUGAGCCACUAUCAUUCUGUCAAGGCGGGUACGGCGGGCUGGACGCGCCGGGUGACCAAGCUAGCGGAUUUGAAGACUAUCUCUGCGGGCACAAUGUCCUGCGCGCGCACGGAAUGGUCUACCGCAUGUACCAGGAAGAAUUCGAAGCAAAACUUUUGACAAGCGUCGGAAUUACACUAGAUUUUUCAUGGCUCGAGCCAGCUAAGGAAUCAUUAGAAGAUAAAAUUGCUGCAGAAACAGCCAGACAGUUCUUUUUCGGUUGGUUCGCACAUCCUAUAUUUUCCCAAACCGGUGACUAUCCACAAAUUAUGAGGAAAAGAAUCGACACAAUAUCCAAAAAACAAGGUUUCCAUCGCUCUCGUCUCCCAUACUUUACGCCAGACGAAAUAGAAAUGAUACGAGGUUCGGCAGAUUUUCUGGGCUUAAAUCAUUAUACUACGUACUUGGUGGCUAAAAGCAAAAAGAAAAUCCCUUCUGAGCCGUCUUUCGCAGCUGACAUGGGAGGAAUAAUAUCCCAAAAAUCAUCGUGGCCUAAAUCGAAUUCAACUUGGUUGAAGGUGGUGCCGUGGGGCUUCAGAUUAUCCUUGAACUGGGUAAAACGUGCUUACAACAACCCUCUGGUUGUGAUCACGGAGAACGGAGUUUCUCUCGAGAAAGGUUUGCUGGACAAACGACGUAUUGAAUACAUAGAGGGAUACCUCAAAGCGUUACACUCCGCUAUUACGAAGGAUCACUGCAACGUGUAUGGAUACACAUAUUGGAGCUUGAUCGAUAACUUCGAAUGGACUAGAGGAUAUUCAGAACGUUUCGGCUUAUACCAAGUCGAUUUCGACUCUCCAAACAAGACACGAAAACCGAGGAUUUCCAGUGAAUACUUCGCAAGGCUCGCACGUACCAAAUGUAUGCCGUUUUGGGAAUUCUAAUUUGAAAAUAAUUUAAAUACAAAAUUGAAUGUACCUUUACAUAGUGAAGUAAAACCACCUUUAUUGUAAACAAGCUUCUUAUUAGUGUAAUAAAUUAUUAUUACUCGUGUGUU